AUGCUAGCUAAGGGGCUGCUGGGUAUUGGCACAAAAGACCUUCUUGGGCCUUCCACAUCCCAAACCGAAAGUGCAGGUAUUGGGGUAACCGGCCCACUAGGCCUUCCAGAAGUGACCCUUUCUGAACCCAAUAAAGGCCUGGCAGAUGCGUAUUUACAUGAAGUUCACGCUUACGCAGUGCUUGGGCAUCACCCCCAUGUGAUAGGCUACUACUCCUCCUGGUCAGAAGACAACUACCUGAUCAUUCAAACUGAAUACUGCAAUGGCGGAAGCUUGAAAAAUGCCAUAUCUGAGAACAUGGAGUCUGGUAAUCAUUUCUCAGAGCUGAAACUCAAGGACAUCCUUCUGCAACUCGCCUUAGGGCUGAAGUACAUCCACAAGUGUAACUUGGUACACAUGGACCUCAAGCCUAGUAACAUCUUCAUUUACCAUAACCUCAUAUGUGAUUCUCGAGUCCCAGAAGAGAGUGAAAAUGAAGCCGACUGGUUUCUCUUUGCCAGGGUCAUUUAUAAAAUUGGUGACCUGAGCCUUGUGACAUCAAUAAAAAAACCAGAAGUGAAAGAAGGAGAUAUUCAUUUCCUAGCUAAUGAGAUUUUCCGAGAGAAUUAUCAACACCUUCCCAAAGUUGACAUAUUUGCCCUAGGGUUAGUGAUUGCAAUGGCAGCAGGGGUGGAGACUCUACCCAGCUUCGGUGAUCAGUGGGAAUCCAUCCAUAAAGGUGUCUUCCCGGAUGUUCCUCAGAAGCUCACAGAAGAUUUUCACAACUUGCUCAAGAGUAUGAUCUACCCUGACCCUCAGAAAAGACCUUCUGCAGCAGAUCUGGUCCAUAGUCCAGUCCUCUGGCCCUCCCUGAAGACAGAAGAGGAGCUCCAGAGGCUUCUAGAGGUGGAGAAGUCUAAGACGGCUACACUGGAAAGGGAACUGAGAAAAGUCCAACAGGCCCUGUCCCUCCAUGGAGGAGGCCACCAUGGCAACCCUGAGAGCUCCGAGGGACAAACAGAACCAAGAAGCACCAAACACCUGGAGGGCUGAAAGAGCUGGAAGUCUUCAGGUUUCAUCUGGGGCAAUCUUCCCCAUAAGAACUCACUGCACACCAGCCAAAUUUAUAUUAUAAGACCUGCAGAAAGAUAUUGA
Octodon degus (degu) is the source of this 1134-nucleotide messenger RNA. RefSeq names its product wee1-like protein kinase 2. The record is from RefSeq and is a predicted model, not a curated record. Lineage: Eukaryota; Metazoa; Chordata; Mammalia; Rodentia; Octodontidae. Gene Ontology annotation, molecular function: protein kinase activity; ATP binding. Gene Ontology annotation, biological process: protein phosphorylation; regulation of meiosis I.